CUCUCUCUCUUUACCUUUAUCUGCGUCGCUCGUUUGUCUCAAUUUACUUUUACUUCCACCAUGGAGUACCAUUUUGUUCCACAAGAAGAGCGCGCGCGCGACGAUAAGGGUAAUCUUUUACCAUGGGGUUAUGUUUACAAGGAUGAGAGUCGCAAUCCCCGCCGUCCUCCUGAAGAGUCUGGGCCAUUUGGCCGCCGACGAAACGCUCGUUACGAUCACGCCCGGUCUCGCACUCGCACGGGUACGCCAGCAAAGAAGGAGAACCCCAGCGUUGCUGAAUUCAGCAGACUUUUUUCAAAACAACAAGAAGACGAGCGGACAAACAAUACUUUACCCAAAUCAUCGUCUUCGUCGACUUUGGAAGGAUCGCGGAAGGUCAUUGAAAAAGUGGCAACUGAGUGCAUUCUCUAUGGGUACAAGAACAAGGAAACAGAGUGGAAGGUCAUUGAUAAGUACGAACGUAUCUCACAAGGCAUGAUAUGUGAGGAUUACCCACGCAAUGACCCUGCUGUUUCCAACAAGUACUCCCAGCUACUCAGUGGUGGUGAUGUCGUCAUACGUGCAAACCUCUCUGCAGACGCCAAUCGCAAGUCGAAGCGAUAUGCUGGCGGUCUUCACUGGAUCAAAGUCACGUUCGACUCUACAAUUGCCGCCGACCGUGCUUGCUUCUUCUCCCCGCAGGAAAUUGAUGGACACCUUGUAUUUUGCGAGCUUUAUCAUGGGCAAGGUCCCGCCGAGGAUAUUCCUAUCCCCAAAGAGUCGGCUGAAGCCACUUGUACUCGCUCCAAGGCCCAUCGCACCCUUACCUCUUCCCGUUCCACGGCAUUUCUUUCAGAUAUUGAACCUGAGUGCUCGACGCUCCCUCGGUCGUUUGGUAUGGGAAAUCUUGCGGCGAUUAAGGAUAUCGACGAAGGCAACUCUCAGUUGUCGACUCCCACUGCCAGCUCAGCUACAGCAACUGCUGUAGCAGCUGAUCCUCCUUCCUCUCUGCGUCAACGCACCAUCCAAGAUACCCAAUUGGAACAGAAACCAGAGUCAGAAUUCAUGACUCACAUGCCCAACGUUCGCCGAGCUGUACUACGUCCCAUCAGCGAAGCCCUUCCCCCUCAACCCACAGUGACUGAACGUUUUUUGCGUUCUAUUCCGAUCUUGAGUUGGUUUACGGGUGAUAUCGUAGGCGAUGGGCCUCAACUUGGUGACGACGGGAAAUUUGACUACAGCAAGUCGUCGUUCUAUUGGCGUUUCUGGUUCAUGAUGGACCAAGUGUUGGGCACCGAUAUUUGCGGAUUGAAGGAGGACUCUUGAAUUGGCAUGCAUCUAGCCUGUGGUGAUUUCCGCGGCUUCAGUCUUGACAUUCGACAUCAUAUGCCCACCGUUCGUAGAACAGAGUUGGCUAUGCCGUGUGGCAUUGAAUAUCCUCAAUGGAUACAAUAUUUGUGCAGCAUCUUUGCUACAUCCUUUUGAGAACCGGUCUAUCUAUACUGUCGACUCCUGUGGUGCACUUCCAUGGACAUUGGUAAAGAUGGAUAUACUAUCUAAUCCCGUGGUGCACUUCCACGGAUCUUGAUCGAGAUGGAUAUCUAUACUAUUUACUUCUGUGGUGUCGAUCCAUGGAUAUUGAUAGAGAUAGAAUUACCAGUCUCGCUACCAAUACCGCUUGGUGAUGCAGUGAUGGACUAUCGCACGAUCAUGUCUUCAGUUGCGAGUCGCGAUACCAACUGCACACUUUUCCUCAUCCUUGUAUGACUUGAUUUAUCUUCAGAUUGCUUGUCACGAUUUCUUGGCGUACUUUUUUUGCAUGAUAUGGCGUUGAAUGUUGUUUCUUUCUAUUACAGGUUGUAUCCUAAACUGGUUGAGAGCAACAAUACAUACUUCAUUUAGAUUGAC
This is a messenger RNA of Talaromyces stipitatus ATCC 10500, 1887 nucleotides long. RefSeq lists its product as uncharacterized. The coding region runs from base 61 to 1305 and encodes 414 amino acids. The transcript is spliced from 2 exons. NCBI's taxonomy places the organism in Eukaryota, Fungi, Ascomycota, Eurotiomycetes, Eurotiales, Trichocomaceae. The record is from RefSeq and is a predicted model, not a curated record.